This is a messenger RNA of Saccostrea echinata, 1090 nucleotides long. RefSeq lists its product as uncharacterized. The transcript is spliced from 2 exons. Bases 166 to 1029 code for a protein of 287 amino acids. The record is from RefSeq and is a predicted model, not a curated record. NCBI's taxonomy places the organism in Eukaryota, Metazoa, Mollusca, Bivalvia, Ostreida, Ostreidae.
GACAAAACAAAACAUCACAAAAGAAGUUUGUGUUAACUUUAAAUAUCUUCAACAAGUAAAAGUGAAAAAUCAAUAGCGAAAUCAUAGAUACAGGACGAGACAGCAAUGGCGACGAGGAGUCAAAAUAAAAACAGCUGUUCGGGGAACACGUGCUAAUCUCCUAUUAUGUUUGCUGAAGUGCAAAUUUCCAAAACAAGAGAUGAGAAAGUACCGCGCCUUGUAGAACCACUCGUUACAAACAUAAUUUCUUCUGGUUUAUCUUCUGUUCAUCAUGUUUGUUGUGUGGAUUCGGAGACCGCAUGGUACAGCGGCAACGCACCACGGCUUAAGUUACUGGAUAAAAAAAGCAAGGAACUAAAAGUUGUCAAAACUCCAGAUCAACAUGGUGUAAGUGGGAUGUCCAUGUCGAUAUCGAGAGAACUGAUUUUCUGUUCCUCUACCAAUAAAUCUGUGUAUAAAGUUAAGGGAGAGACAAUAGAGCAAAUUUGCAGUACAGGAGAUUUCAAACCAUAUGGAAUACACUGUUGUAGAAAUGGAGACAUUUUAGUUUCUGUUUGCAAUAAUCAGCGAGCAAAAAUUGACAGGUUUGGAAGCGAUGGAUCCAAAAUGGAAGAAAUAGAAAUAACACAAAAUGGCCGACGUCUCUUUAAAUAUCCAUCUUUUCUAACACAAAACUCUAAUGGUGACAUUUGUGUUUCAGACUUAAACAGGAUUGUAGUUACGACAAAUUCGGGUAGCUUUCGAUAUAACUAUCAUGGUGGCAAAUCAAAAAGUUUCAGACCCCGUGGUAUAUGCUGUAAUAUUAAGCUGUCUCACAUCAUUGUGGCAGACGACAUUAACAACAUAAUUCAUGUGGUGAACGAGAAUGGAACAAGGCUAGGUGUUUUGGAUACUUCUGGUCAAGGAAUUCUUGGACAAUUGCGUUUACCAUCGAGCUUGUCUUUAGAUGACAAUGACAAUAUUUGGGUUGGAGAAAUGUUUAGUGGACUUACCAAAGUCUUGAAGUAUUUAGAACUUCAUUAUGUGUAACUUCUAUUUUUUGAAUCACAUGAACAGGCUUUGAGCGAACUCAUAAAAUUACAGUUCAUCA